UGUUCGCUGUCCCUUACUAAUUCUUUUUCCGGUUGGCCAUUGACAGCGACGGUGAACACAUUUCACUACGCCAAUAUGGGUAAGAUUAUGAAGUCGGGUAAGGUGGUACUCGUCCUCGGUGGACGGUACGCCGGUCGCAAAGCCAUCAUCAUGAAAACGUUCGACGACGGCACCGCGGACAAGCAGUUCGGCCAAGCGCUGGUUGCCGGCAUCGAUCGCUAUCCGCGUCGAGUAUCGCGGCGAAUGACCAAGGAGCGUCUGCACAAGCGCUGCAAGAUAAAGCCGUUCAUCAAGAUGCUCAACUACAACCAUCUGAUGCCAACGCGUUACAGCGUUCCAGAUGUGAGCAUUGACAGCAAAUAUUCCGCUGGAGAUCUGAAGGACCCGGUCAAGCGAAAGAAGGUCCGCUACCAGAUUCGUGUCAAGUUCGAGGAAAGACACAAGACCGGCAAGAACAAGUGGUUCUUCCAGAAGCUCCGUUUCUAAGCAACACCCCUUCUACAACCUAAUGAUGCGAGUCGCGGCGGCGGUUAUCAACUAAGGAGACGAGGUUUUCGUUCGGUGUGAUGGCCGGUUUUGCGGCGUUGGUGACUACUGUGUCCAUGUUGGUGAAAAAGGAGGAAGAUUGCGCGACCGCUCCGCAAGACGUCGUACCCCGUGCGUCGCGGGAAGCUACGAACUAUGGAAAUGGAAGAAAAUUUUUCUGUUGUGUGUAAUCGUGGCGUGCUUGUUUGUUGUACCUCGGGGACAACGUCUUGUGUUACUUUCGCGCGGAGAAACCCACACCAGCGACAAGCAGUAAUCAGCGGCCAGCAGCGGAAGAACAGCCUACAUCAACCGUUCUUUGACGGUUAACACGAGUGAGUUCACAAUAAACUCGUGUUAUCUAUUGGAAAACGAA
Messenger RNA from Anopheles bellator, 901 nucleotides. RefSeq names its product large ribosomal subunit protein eL27 (gene RpL27). Bases 76 to 486 code for a protein of 136 amino acids. Gene Ontology annotation, molecular function: structural constituent of ribosome. Lineage: Eukaryota; Metazoa; Arthropoda; Insecta; Diptera; Culicidae. Gene Ontology annotation, cellular component: ribosome; cytosolic large ribosomal subunit. The record is from RefSeq and is a predicted model, not a curated record. The transcript has 3 exons. Gene Ontology annotation, biological process: translation.